GAACAGAUGGAAGAGAUAGAAAGAGUAGAGAUCUGAAGAAAUUCCAGAUGAUGGCUUCUGACGCGAGUCAUAUGCUGGAGGCAGCUUUGGAGCAGAUGGAUGACAUCAUUGCAGGUACAAAGUCAGCUACAGAGUAUGCUAAUGGUGGUUAUGAUAUUGUGUCACCUGCUCCGUCAGUGUACUUGGGCACAUUUCAAAUUCUGCAUCUCCUGGAAGAUCUAAAGAUGGCAUUGGAAAUGCUGGAGGAUCCUCAGGAGAAAGAGGCAUUGAGAAAUCAAAUUCCAGGGGCCACAGCAGUGUGUCUGCGGGAGUGGUUCGAGGAGAAUCUGUCACAGGUGAAUCAUCAUCCAUCUAAUAAUGAAACUUAUCAAGAAAGGUUGGCACGAUUAGAAGGUGAUAAAGAGUCGCUCAUACUGCAGGUGAGUGUUCUUACAGACCAGGUGGAAGCUCAAGGAGAGAAAAUCCGGGACUUGGAAAUCUGUCUUGAGGGGCAUCAGUUGAAGCUGAAUGCUACAGAAGAAAUGCUUCAACAGGAACUACUGAGUCGCACAUCGCUGGAGACACAGAAAUUAGAUCUAAUGGCUGAAGUUUCAGACCUGAAGAUUAAGCUGGUUGGUAUGGAAAAGGAACAGAGUGAAUAUGAAGAGAAACAGAACAAAGCUGAGUCAGUAGUGAACCUGAUCAGUGACCUACAGGAGCAGAUGUGUAGACUGCAGCUGGAAAUUAAUAGUAGAAUCCAAGAAAGAAAGUCUCAAGAUAGGAAACCAGACUUGACACCUAAUGGUCCUCAAUCUGGCCCAAGAUCAGUAGAGACUCUGAGCCAGAAGAAUUGUUCUUGGUGUGAUGGUUUGCUGCAGGAACUUAGGCACCUCAAAAUUAAAGUGGAAGAGCUGGAAAAUGAAAGAAAUCAAUACGAGUGGAAAUUAAAAGCAACUAAAGACCGUCGAAUAGAGGAGCUGACGCUGUUGCUAAACCAGUACAGGAGGGUCAAAGACAUCAUGAUUGCAGCUCAUGGCUCUUCUGUCUCUGGUGGCAGUGAAGAGGAAGUUGAGAUAACUUUAAGGAAGUGGAAUCUUUUGAAUAAUUCUCAAGGAGAAUUACUGAAAACAGAGGCCUCUUCAGGAGAAUUGUCACAAGCUGUGCUCCCUCCGGUGCCACACAAAGCUAUGGAAAUCAGUGGAAGCAUUCCAGUAUCUUCGACUAAUAUGACCUCUCCACAAGAAGAAUCUUUGGAAAUCAUAAACAGGGUUCCACAGAAAAAAAAGUCAAGUAGUUUAGAAGACUUGCAGAGUGAAUCCCUGGAAAAGUAUGUAGAUGGAAAACCAGCACAGCCUGUUGUAGAACAAGAGAGUAAGCCAGUUGUGAAGGGCAGCAAGUACCAAACCUUGCCAGGAAAGAUGCCUCGACCCUUGCAGAAUGGAGAGCAGGGAACGUAUCACUCUCCGGACGGAUGUGGGAUGAGCGAGGAAAAUGGCGUCCCGGGCCUGAAUCGCAUCAGGAGUGUCAGUGCACCAGUGCUAGGAGAAACAGAGAACAUGGAUGGUACAGUAGUCUCAGAUGACCCUUCACCUCUUUCUUCGGGAACGGAUUCAAGUCCACAAUCUCCAUGGUCUCCAGAAAACAGAAAGAGUCCAAAAGGGAUCAAGAAAAUCUGGGGAAAAAUAAGAAGAACUCAGUCAGGUAACUUCCCUGCAGACGACCUGGGGUUGGCAGAGUUCCGAAGAGGUGGCCUCCGUGCUACAGCUGGGCCUCGGUUAUCCCGCUCCAAGGACACCAAAGGCCAGAAGAGUGACUACAACGCUCCAUUUGCUCAGUGGAGCACUGAGAGAGUUUGUAACUGGCUUGAGGACUUUGGUCUCGGCCAGUACGUCAUUUUUGCGCGGCAGUGGGUGACGUCGGGCCACACACUGUUAACUGCCACACCUCAGGACAUGGAAAAGGAAAUGGGAAUAAAGCAUCCACUGCACAGGAAGAAAUUAGUUUUGGCCAUUAAGUCAAUAAAUGCAAAACAGGAUGAGAAAUCUGCACAACUUGAUCAUAUCUGGGUGACACGAUGGCUCGAUGACAUUGGCUUACCUCAGUACAAAGACCAGUUUCAUGAAUCCAGAGUUGAUGGGAGGAUGUUGCAGUACUUAACUGUGAACGACCUUCUCUUUCUGAAAGUCACCAGUCAGCUGCAUCAUCUGAGCAUUAAAUGUGCCAUUCAUGUGCUGCACGUCAACAAUUUCAACCCCCACUGCCUACGCAGGAGACCGGUUGAGGAGAAUGUGUCACCUUCUGACGUGGUUCAGUGGUCCAACCACCGAGUGAUGGAAUGGCUCAGAUCAGUGGAUCUGGCAGAAUAUGCACCAAACCUUCGAGGGAGUGGAGUGCACGGGGGCCUGAUUAUUCUCGAACCUCGCUUCAACGGGGACGCGCUGGCCAUGCUCCUGAACAUCCCACCUCAAAAGACCCUCCUGCGCCGCCACCUCACCACCAAUUUUAAUGUAUUAAUUGGACCAGAGGCACAGCAAGAAAAAAGAGAAAUAAUGGAGUCGGCAGCAUACACACCUCUGACCACCACUGCCAAAGUUCGGCCAAAGAAACUUGGAUUUUCCCACUUUGGAAACUUAAGAAAAAAGAAGUUUGAUGAAUCAACAGACUACAUUUGCCCUAUGGAUACAAACCCAGCUGCUACGAAUGGUACUCCAAAAAACUAUGGUGGAUACAAAGGACUUAGUCCUUUCACUGAUAGGGAACUGGAUCAGAUGGAACACUCAGAAGGCACAGUAAUGCAAAUAGGGGCUCUUUCUCAAGGCAUAAGCCAGCUUACGACGCUGUUAAGCCAGGAUGAAAUGCUGAAUGACAGCAAGUUUUUAGCACCUACCUUUGAAGACUGGAGAUGAUGUUCCAGCGUGACCAAGAACACUACUCAUACCUCAUGCCUGUCAGGAGUGGCCAGGAGCAGCUGGAGGCCCUGGUGCAGGAUGGCUUUACCUCUCUUCUACUACUGUGACUUAGCACAUAGCAUUUAAUGUAGCCACACCUUACAGGUAACUCUCCUCUGUGCUGUUUUUCCACAUAGUGUUAUAUGAAAUAGGUGUUG
Messenger RNA from Lepidothrix coronata (blue-crowned manakin), 3085 nucleotides. It is a transcript of the gene PPFIBP2, whose product is annotated as PPFIA binding protein 2. Lineage: Eukaryota; Metazoa; Chordata; Aves; Passeriformes; Pipridae. Gene Ontology annotation, molecular function: protein binding. Gene Ontology annotation, biological process: neuromuscular junction development. The transcript has 27 exons. Gene Ontology annotation, cellular component: presynaptic active zone. The record is from RefSeq and is a predicted model, not a curated record. Bases 48 to 2885 code for a protein of 945 amino acids.